AUAUGUUGUUGAGGGAGAGAGAAAGAGUGAUGGGGACCCAUUCACCGCCCAUAAGCACGCAGUCUUUCUGCAAACAAAUCUAGUUUGGAUCUGUCUUUCUCAAUAGAACCCUAACCCAACACUGCUUCUCCCAAAAUAGAACAACAACCUUCGACCUGUUCUUUCCUUCUUCACCUCUCAAGGGGAAGGAACUCCAUUCAAAGCCCCACCAAUUGAACGUUUGUAGAGGAACCAGCUUCAUGUAGAAGUCAAUUAAGGUCAAAUCUCCCCAUCACUGAUUUCAAUCUCCUAUUCCAUCACCACUUGGCAUCACCAAAUCAACAACAUCUUCAACAACCAAAGCAGCAAGAGAAUCAGCAGAGCUCAUAUAUAACACAUAUGCAGAUGAAGUACUAAGUAGAGUUAAGACCUGCACAAUCCUUAUCUGUAUCCGUAGCGACACUCAAUUAUACAUUGAAGGAUAGAAUCAGAAUGGAUCCAAUCACAGCACAUGGUCACUCCCUUGCCCCUUCUUUCCACCCAAGAGAUCUCCAUCUGCACCAGCCGCAGCAGCACCAAUUCCAAACCUUAAACCAACCCACCGACGACGAGAACAGCGGAAGCAGCAGCGCGCAGAAGAGGGAGCGCGAAGAGAACAACGGCAACAACAACGAUGAAGGUGCAGGUGAGGCUGAGAUAACAAGGAGACCUCGCGGGAGACCAGCCGGCUCCAAGAACAAACCCAAGCCACCCAUUAUCAUCACUCGCGACAGCGCCAACGCCAUGAGAACCCACAUGAUGGAGGUGGCAGACGGCUGCGACAUCGUGGAUAGCGUGUCUGAGUUCGCCAGGAAACGCCAGAGAGGGGUUUGCAUCCUGAGUGGAACCGGCACAGUGACCAACGUCACUCUCAGGCAACCGGCUUCUUCCGGUGCGGUUGUCACUCUCCAUGGAAGGUUCGAGAUUUUGUCCCUGAGUGGAUCUUUCCUUCCGCCGCCUGCGCCACCGGCUGCUUCCGGUUUGACCAUUUACCUGGCCGGUGGGCAGGGACAGGUGGUGGGAGGAAGUGUGGUUGGGACGCUGGUUGCUUCGGGGCCUGUGGUGAUCAUGUCUGCUUCCUUCAGCAACGCUGCUUACGAGAGGCUUCCUUUGGAGGAUGAAGACCCUUCGCUGCAAAUGCAAGGAGGGUCAAUUGGGUCACCCGGUGCAAGUGGUGUUGGUCAGUCACAGCUUCUUGGAGGAGGAGAUGCAACUGCUCCACUUUUCCAUGGUUUGCCUCCUAACCUUCUCAAUUCUGUUCAAAUGCAAUCUGAGCCAUUCUGGGCACCCAAUCGCCCACCACACUUCUAGAGUCUGUUUGGAUAAAACAACUUAAUUCAAUAAAUUCUUGCUCAAUCAACAAGAGUUUAUUGCUAAAUUUGACUUCAAAGCUUAUUCCAAUGAGCUCAAUAGUAGAGGUGGUAAGUAAGUUACAUGUUAUUUUCAUAAGUUCAAAAUAAUAUCUUCCAAUUCUCUCAUCAUUGUCGCCAUCAGUUUCUACAUUGCUGUUCUCUUCAAUGUAACAGUUAGCUUUUGUGGUGGCGGUGGUGGUGGGGAGGGACAUGGGAAGAAAUUCAUUUAGUUAGGGAUGUUGAAAGUAGGAAUCGAGGUUUCGUGCUUCGAUAAUUUGUGUGUCAUUUUGAUUAUUAGGAGAUAUAUAAUGUUUUCCUUUGCAUGUUUUCGAGACUGAAAUUAAACCGAUGAUGAAUUUUUAUAUCCCUGGUGAGUUUAAUUCCGUCAAUCACAAUGGGGUGCUCGUGUUUGUCUCGUGAUUAUAUGUAUCAUCCAUCAGUUUCUAGCAGCAAAAACAGUAACAGUAAUGAAUGUACGACCACAGUUUUUGUGGUUUCAGUUUGA
Messenger RNA from Vigna unguiculata (cowpea), 1875 nucleotides. RefSeq names its product AT-hook motif nuclear-localized protein 26-like. The record is from RefSeq and is a predicted model, not a curated record. Gene Ontology annotation, molecular function: DNA-binding transcription factor activity; minor groove of adenine-thymine-rich DNA binding. Gene Ontology annotation, cellular component: nucleus. Gene Ontology annotation, biological process: vegetative to reproductive phase transition of meristem. NCBI's taxonomy places the organism in Eukaryota, Viridiplantae, Streptophyta, Magnoliopsida, Fabales, Fabaceae.